Molecule: messenger RNA, 666 nt
Organism: Lucilia sericata (common green bottle fly)
Lineage: Eukaryota; Metazoa; Arthropoda; Insecta; Diptera; Calliphoridae
Gene: Fer3HCH
Product: ferritin-2 heavy chain
Exons: 3
Coding region: 37-606 (189 amino acids)
Biological process (GO): iron ion transport; intracellular iron ion homeostasis
Cellular component (GO): cytoplasm
Molecular function (GO): ferric iron binding; ferrous iron binding
Source: RefSeq, a predicted model, not a curated record
AUAAACAAUUUCAAUAAAUUAUUAUUUUUUUUAACUAUGACUUCUUUAGCUCAACAAAAUUUUAGACGAUUAUUGUGUCUGUUAGUUAGAGAAAAUUUCUCAAAAGAAUGUGAAAAAGCUAUUAAUAAACAAAUUAAUAUGGAAUUAAAAGCAUGUCAUCAUUAUUUGGCUAUGGCCUUUCACUUCGAUCGCAGCGAAGUGGCGGCACCAGGAGUUUUUAAAUUUUUAAAUGAAGCCAGUCAUGAAGAGCGUAAACAUGCAGAAAUGUUCAUGGAAUAUAUGAAUAAAAGGGGAGGCACUAUUAAAGUUGAAGCAUUAGAAGCUCCCAAAGCGAAAAUUGAAACAGCCAAAGAUGCCAUGAUGGAGGCCUUAAACAUGGAAAAGGAGGUUAAUGAGGCUCUUUUAGAAGCCCAUGCUAUUGCAUCUAAAAAUAACGAUCCUAAUAUGUGUGAUUUUAUUGAGGCAAAUUUUCUUCAAGAACAAGUUGAUGCCAUCAAACAGUUGGCUGAUUUUAUACGACAAAUUGAACGUUCCGAAUGUGAUUUGGGCAAUUAUCUUUUUGACAAAUAUUUAGCUGCCAAUAGUGGCAAUAUGCAUAAGAAAUAAACUUUGGAAGUAUUUUAUUUGUCUUAAAAAAUCAUUCUUGUUUAUUUGUUAUAUUUGGAA